AUGGUGAGCCCGCGGUUCGCCUCGGGCUGCUCCAGCGUCGGAAACGGCCCCAAAGAGGAAACCGGCCCUUGAGGGGCGUCGCCGCUGAGUCACGGGAGGAACUAGGAUCAGAAUUCGGGUCUCGUGAUAACCGCUGCACUUCCCCUUUUCUCAGCCGCUCUCAUUGCUCAGAAUCUCGACCUGAUUUCUUUAUUCGACAAAUACUAAGGGCCGCCUGCUCUGCUCCAGGCACUGGGGCUGUCGCCUGGGUAGAAGAGACAAAAGUCCCUGCCCUCAUGGAGAUUCCGUUCUGGUACAGCCAUAAACAAGUACCUCAGAUGGUGUGACAGAUGGGGAGAAAAAUACUACAGAAUCGUGCGGGGAAGAGGAAAUGCAGUGGUGUGCUAUUUUAAAUAAGGGAGCUAAAAGAAUCCACUUGGGUGAAGACUUAAAGAACAUUCUCUCAGAAGCCCCAGGAAAAUGUGUGCCUUAUGCUGUUAUUGAAGGGGCUGUUCGAUCUGUUAAAGAAACGCUUAACAGCCAGUUUGUGGAAAAUUGCAAGGGCGUGAUUCAGCGGCUGACACUGCAGGAGCACAGGAUGGUGUGGAAUCGGACAACCCACCUUUGGAACGACUACUCAAAGAUCAUUCACCAGAGGACCAACACAGUGCCCUUCGACCUGGUCCCCCACGAGGACGGCGUGGCCGUGGCUGUGCGAGUGCUGAAGCCGCUGGACGCCCAGGAUCUGGGCCUGGAGACCGUGUACGAGAAGUUCCACCCCUCCAUCCAGUCCUUCACCGAUGUCAUCGGCCACUACAUCAGCGGCGAGCGGCCCAAAGGCAUCCAGGAGACGGAGGAGAUGCUGAAGGUGGGUGCCACGCUCACGGGCGUCGGCGAGCUGGUUCUGGACAGCAGCUCCGUGCGCCUGCAGCCCCCCAAGCAGGGCAUGCAGUACUACCUCAGCAGCCAGGACUUUGACAGCCUGCUGCAGAGGCAGGAGUCCAGCGUCCGACUCUGGAAGGUCCUGACGCUGGUCUUUCGCUUCACCACCUGCGCCGUUCUCUUCUUCAUCCUCCGCAAGCACUACCUGCAGCGCCAGGAAAGGCAGCCGCCUCAGGCAGAUGGAGAAGGGAGUUCCAGGAGCGUGAGGGCCCAGCUGCUGAGCCGCGCCAAGCCCGAGGACAGGGAGAGUCUGAAGAGCGCCUGUGUUGUGUGUCUGAGCAGCUUCAAGUCCUGCGUCUUCCUGGAGUGUGGGGCACGUGUGUUCCUGCGCCGAGUGCUACCGCGCCUUGCCCGAGCCCAAGCGGUGCCCCGUCUGCAGACAGGCGAUCGUCCGGGUGGUUCCCUUGUACAAUAGCUAACGGGUGCAGGGUGGCCCCGGGGGGGGGCGGGUGGGGGGGGCCCCACCCCCUUUCUCAGGAGUUUUUGUCUUGAGGCCUAGCUGUCAUCCCAGCUGCGACUGAGGGAGCAGACUGGGGGAGCCAUCCCAGCCUCACAGCCCCAACACUAGGAUGUUGCCUUGCCACGGAGAGAGGGGACCCUUUUACCACCGGCUGAGACUCACAGCCCCACCCUGGAGUGGGGGUGGUGGCCUUGCCUGCCUUCCUGGAACCGGCGGAGCAUGUGCGUGUGUGUGUGUGUGUGUGUGUGUGUGUCUGCGUGUCCUGCACCUCAUUGCUCGAGGUCACUCCCGGCGGAGUGCAUGUGUGUGUGCGUGUCUACACCUCAUCGCUCGAGGUCACUCCCGGCGGAGUGCACGUGUGUGGUGUGUGUGUCUGCACCUCAUCGCUUGAGGUCACUCCUGGCGGAGUGGUGCGUGUAUGUGUGUGUGUGUUGUGUGUGGUGUCUGCACCUCAUCGCUUGAGGUCACUCCCGGUGGAGUGUGCGCGCGCGUGUGUGUGUGCACCUCAUCGCUUGAGGUCACUCCCAGCGUGUGUGUGUGUGUGUGCACCUCAUCGCUUGAGGUCACUCCUAGCGUGUGUGUGUGUGUGUGUGUGUGUGUGAGAUGGCACCUCAUCGCUUGAGGUCACUCCCAAGCCAGUGAUCUCCAGCUCUUCUGGUCCUUUCUGGGAAUUUGCUGGUGCCUGUGGUCUUGCACCUUGAGUGACUCAGCCAGCAGGGAGGCGAAGUCAGGCUCUGGGUGGUGUAUGCCCCACGGAGCUGUCUGAAGAGUCGCCUCUGACAAGACUGUCACAGUCUUUCUUCCUUUUGCUUACACCCCAGGAAAAAGGCCAGACUGGACAUGAGAACUGUGUCCCUUUCCCCUCACCUCCUUACCUCUCAAUGUGUGCACAUGUGUGUCAGGACAAAAGGGAGCAACGCCCGCCAUCUGCUUUCUGCCUAAAAGCUGGGAACCCUGGUCAGCAGGCUGAGGGGCUGCCAUAUGGGACAGUCAGGCUGUCCUGUCGUCCCCAGUGGUGAAGGUGGCAGCUUGGCUGCAGCCCUCCUGGUGUCUCCGGGACCAGAGCGCACCGCCAGCCCUGGCUGGGAGUGCGCGAGGCCCGAGGCCCGAGGGCUGGCUCUGGCAUUCUCUGCCUGGGGUCAGCCCGAAAGGCCUCACCGCCUGAACGAAGCAAUAAGGCUGCUGCUGCCCCGGCCUCCUGGCCCUGUCAGCCUCCCUCCUGGGCUGUCACGGAGGCAAAGUCGCCAGCCAGCACCCUGAGCAGAGCCUCUUCCAGGGUCCCGCCUCCUCACAUUGAGAAGUUAGCAUCCCGUGGGUGGAGUCACAUUGCCCCUUCCUGGGUUGCUGUUCACUCCCUCACGUGCCCCCUCCUUGAAUUUGUGGAAAGAAGUGGGGGCACCCCUCUCACCUCCUCUGACUAGUCAGAGGUCUCGUACACAGCUCUUCUCUCCCUUCCAUGACUUUGAAUAUUCAUCCACUAUCCCCUUUGUGUGGGGGAGGUGGGGGCUCUCAGGGGGCUGACACCCGUUCUAUGCAGGGUCCUGUGUGGACAGCACAAAUUAAACACAUUACAACCAAG
Molecule: messenger RNA, 2960 nt
Organism: Zalophus californianus (California sea lion)
Lineage: Eukaryota; Metazoa; Chordata; Mammalia; Carnivora; Otariidae
Gene: MUL1
Product: mitochondrial E3 ubiquitin protein ligase 1
Exons: 4
Coding region: 371-1336 (321 amino acids)
Biological process (GO): organelle organization; protein ubiquitination
Cellular component (GO): mitochondrion
Molecular function (GO): ubiquitin-protein transferase activity
Source: RefSeq, a predicted model, not a curated record